This is a messenger RNA of Puntigrus tetrazona (Sumatra barb), 1204 nucleotides long. RefSeq names its product reticulocyte-binding protein 2 homolog a-like. Bases 1 to 1125 code for a protein of 374 amino acids. The transcript has 8 exons. The record is from RefSeq and is a predicted model, not a curated record. NCBI's taxonomy places the organism in Eukaryota, Metazoa, Chordata, Actinopteri, Cypriniformes, Cyprinidae.
AUGAACUGUAACGAAUUCCGCAAGCUCAGGCUCCAAACCUGUGCGAGAGCUCAACAGCACACCACUAAGAUGAGCAACAUCACCACAAUCUCCAGCCGAAUGCAGACUGUGAAGCUUCCCCCCAUCCACGGAGCUUCCCCUGCCGGAGGGAGGACAAAACAGGGGAAGAAGUCAGGCAGUUCCUUAGAGAGGGACGACAGAAACGCCCCGCAUCAGGAGCCCCGAAGCAAAACCAUCCUUCCACAACUCAGUGUGCAGAAGACCAAGUGUCAAAGCAUCUCGGAGUACAACGAGGAUAUUAGAAAAGCUGCUCGCUUGAACGGCUCAGGAAUUACUAGAGAAGAGGCUCAAAUUAGAAAAAAAGGAAAAGCUCUUCAAAGAAAAAUCUGUCGAGUUGAAGACAUAAAAGAAAUUGAAGAGAUGCAGUGGAAAGAAGACGACGAGCGCAAAACGGAAGAGGACAGGACUAGACAUCUGGACUCUGAACGGUUAUACUUUAAGAAUAAGAGAUUGAUGUCCAAAAAAGAGGAAAAGAAAAAGUUGUUCCAGGACAACAGGGACGAAAAGAAAAAGUAUGAAAGGAAUAGAGUCCACAUGGAGGAGGAGAUACAGAGGCUUACUCUCUGCAUUCAAGAAAAGCACAAGGAAUAUAAUCAAGUGAAAGCAAAUCUGGAGAUGGCAAAUAAAAAACGGGUCUCCAGAAGAAUCCGAAAACGGGCAGAGAACAAAAAGUUGUGUGAGGAGCUCGGGAAGGUCACGGAGAGCUAUGGCUUGCCGGAUUUCUGGGAUGUGUAUCCAUUAAUUACGAUGCUCCACCUCGAGGAAUGUAUUUCUGUCUUUCUUGAUUCGACGGAACACAUACCUCCUGAGGACCUCUGCAAAUUACAAAAGCAGAUUUGCAAACAAAAUAAAGACAGGGAGCAGAAAGAGGAACGCCUCAGACGUGAAGCUUUAUUUGAAGAACGGAGGCAGAAAAGACUGGAGAGAUCACUUUCUCAACCGCUGAGAGUACCUGGAAAAAAGCUGAUGCCACGUACCCAGCCUUCGAACAACAUAAGAAAGAAACUGAAACCAGUGGAAACCAAGAAGAUGAACGAAGAUUUAUACGCUUACUUUCUGGAAUAAUACUUAGAUAUUAGUAUAUAUUAGAGAAACAUUUAUAGUAGAAGUAGAUAGAAGAGUAGAUAGAAAUCUUAGAUAUUAC